Molecule: messenger RNA, 1718 nt
Organism: Mya arenaria
Lineage: Eukaryota; Metazoa; Mollusca; Bivalvia; Myida; Myidae
Exons: 7
Coding region: 1-909 (302 amino acids)
Molecular function (GO): acid phosphatase activity
Source: RefSeq, a predicted model, not a curated record
AUGCAUAAUAACAAGAUCAUCAACAGCUUUUCUCGUCACCCUAUAACAGAGGUUACUGAUAUGAUUAAAAGAUACUAUACGCUAUGGCCGUUUUGGGUCGAUCGACAAAUUAAUAUUGAGCUCCCGUUCAAACAAGUAGGUAAAACUAUAAGGGGCGAGAACAAGGUGUGUGACGCUUCUGGUCGCGAAGUGAAAAGUUUCCCUGACAUCAAACCGCUACUGCAUAGAUUGCAUAUAGAUGGCUACAAAAUUGCAAUUGCCUCCGAGGCGUUCCUGAAGGAGGAAUGUGCGCGUCUCGUAAAGAUGUUCGGAUGGGAUGAGUUUAUUGACUACCAAGAAAUCUACCCGGGAUCCAAAAUAUUCCACUUUGUCAAGAUAAAGCGGGCAAGUGGAGUGAACUUUUGUGACAUGCUGUACUUUGAUAACGAGAAAGAACACCUGGCGGAGGUUGCCGCCACGUGCACUGGCUUAACAACAGUUUGGGCUGACCGAGGAGUAUCGGAAGAAAUAAUGGAAGAAGCCUUUCUCAUGUUUGCUAAAAAUAGAGAAAGCUCCACAUACUUCCGGUCGAAGCCUGUCACGAUUUCCCGCCGUAACUCCACGGAUCCUUUCGUGAGUCUUCGGCCGCUGAUAAAUCUUCGUCGGCGCAACUCAGAGAACAGCUUGCCGCCUCCAAAUAGUAUUUUGGGCGGAGCCACUCUUGCUGCUCUAGCAAAUGGUAUCACUGGAGUUCAUUGUAGGGACUCAAAUUCUAAGUCUAUUUCACAUCAGUUUAAUCCUAAUUUGCCCGGAUUGAAUGGUCGAAGGCAUAUUUCACAUCAGUUUAAUCCAAACCUACCUGGAUUAAAUGGUCCUAUGCCUGAUGGAGCCGGGAGGGGCAAAACAAGGCGACGUUACAGUAUUAUGUGAGAGGGAAGUGUUGAAAUAACAUGAUGCGUCAAAACAGAAAGUGUAAUGAAUUGUGAUAGGACACAAAAUAGUGCCUACUUUGGAUGAUCUUGAUUACAUCUUAAUUGAAAUUUCAUUCAUCAGACUCCCAGUCAACAACAAAAAAUAUCCUUGUAAAUGUGUCCCUCAACAUUUUGCAAUUCUUUCACUAGUUAUUAGAAAACGAAAGAUGUAUAGUGUGAUACUACCUUUGUGCUUUUAGUAUUUAAUGAACGGGUUUGGUUUUCGUCAUUGAUCACGAAAUAUCAAAGUGUCACAUUUUUUUCAACAUUUAAGUGAAUAUAUUUCCACCCGCAUAUUCUGUGUGCUUAAAUAUUUCUGCCAGAAGUGAACAAGAGUGCCAAGAAAUAGAUUACAGAUUAAGUACGGUUAAUCUACGGUAUUUGUUACACAAGUAAGCCUGUCAAAUUGUCUAUCACUAAGCGAUAAUGUUAAAUGUUGAUACCAUCAUGACACCUUAUUAUCUUAGUUGUAUGCCACAUUCCUAGUGCAAAGAUGUACAUGGACAGACGUCCACAUAGUGUUGUACAUAAAAGUUGUCUUGUAGGAGCUUUACCAAUAUUAGAAAGAAACAUACUUCAUGUACAAAGGAGUCAUCUAGUAUUUUAGAAUGGCCUACUAGACUUUAUACACAUGAACAAAUCGUCCACAUUACAUUGGAGAUGUGUUAUUUUACAUGUAUAUAUUAAUUCAUUUCGGUUUGCAUAAUGAUUAAAUCAUACAGUCAUGAAUUUUAUUGACGAUGCACGAUUCUUAACCUUUCUCCAGAC